Papilio polytes (common Mormon) is the source of this 2929-nucleotide messenger RNA. RefSeq lists its product as uncharacterized. The transcript is spliced from 5 exons. Bases 408 to 2636 code for a protein of 742 amino acids. The record is from RefSeq and is a predicted model, not a curated record. Lineage: Eukaryota; Metazoa; Arthropoda; Insecta; Lepidoptera; Papilionidae.
UUACGCGCGACCACUUACCUAGUGGCGAGCCCGCCGAGCGCAUUCGUGCUAGCGAAUUUUUUGAAAAAAAAAAACCUUUGACUGCGCAUGCGUGGUGUGGUUGCAUCGGAUGUGAGGACAGUGCAUUGGAUACAUCAACCUCGGAAUGUGGAGAGCUGCCUGCUGAAGUUGUCGAAGAAAAUAGUGACGAUUGUUGACCUUCCCAUUCUUCAUAAACACCAAGAUGAUUCUUUUAAAGUGUGCGAGUGGUUUCGGACUGGCGGAGGCUCGCGGCGCAUCUUGCGAGAAUGUUUCCGAGGUAUAAAAGAAGGUAACAUAAUGUUUCGCGGACCCAUUGCUCUACACAUACGCAGCGGAACACCGAAACACGCCAGAUAGCCGCAGUGACAGGAACGAGAACGAGCAAGAUGCGGUGGUUUGCAUUGAUAUUGGUGUGUGCUGUCUUAACAAGAGUGACUUCAGAACCGGACCCAAAGAAAUACAAGCCUGAAGAUGCAGAUAAAGAUAAAAAAUCAGGAUCACCCUUAACUAACGAUGAGAAGAAAUUUUUAAGAGAAGUCGAAGAAAAGUUCGGCAUAAAACCUCAAGUUCCUGUUGAAGUAUUAAAUACUACAGACGACAAACCAACAUCAGCAAAUAUAACAGAGAAAACUCCAUUACCGGCUGUGAUCGCUAUUGAAAUUGUUAACGAUACAAAUUCCUCGUCCAAAGGAAAGAGAACCAUUGAUGCAAACCUUGGUUAUGGAUAUCGUACAAACGAAGGAUAUACGUAUACAUAUUUUGGAAAACCAAAGCAAGAAGAAGGUAAAUUUAUGAUCUACCCUUACUCGCAACAAGAUGCGUCUGAGGAAUACAGUGGACAUAAUGCUGAAUAUUCACAACAAUCACCAGUACAACAUACCCAUGCAACGAGUGUAGAAAUUCAACCAUCUCAGGCAUUUGAAUUAGUAUCAGUGAAAGACGACCAUUACGACCAUUCAAAAUCUGUGGAACCCUCACCGGUAUACCAUCAAAAAGAAACGUCAACAUCAUUUCCAUCGACUCUGUACACAACAUAUAAUGGCCAAGGCCUGUCAGGUUUAAGUGGCCACUUCCCAAGAUUAAUGUCAAAUUACUUCGUUGAUCCAAAACAACUUUUAACUAAUCCUCAUUAUCAAAAUAUUGGAUUAAAUCAGGAUCAUUUAAGUACGAACGGUUUGGAUCAAAAUAAGCCUGUGGUACCAGUUUUAGUGCUAAGAAUACCAAGUUCUUAUAUAAAAAAUCCAACCGCAGAGUUGUAUGCAAACUUGCCAAGUAAUUAUCCAAUGUCACACUAUUUAAACAAUGUCAACCUUCAAGAUUUAGUUAAUCAGUACUUUAAGAAAAACGGCUACGAUUCCGCUCCUCAAGUAAUGACAUACCAAAACCCUCAACUUUCGACAUCCAUAACACCUACUGUAUCAUCUACAUACAGUGCUGAGCCACAACAAUAUUCAAAUCCUCACGUACAACCAUCGUAUACUCAAUCUGAUUAUUCUGGUGUACAGUACUCUGGAGUUAAACCUGUUAUGGCCAAGUAUCCUUCAACGUUUGGUAGGCCAAAAUAUUAUAGCUCCCGAAUUCAAUCUCAGUAUAGAAGACCCACUCAGCAACCCAAAUAUGAAUACCGAUACCAAUACGUCCCCCAAACAUCAGUUCAAACACAAGCUUACUAUGGACAAUCACUACAAAAGGAUCAGGUAUCAACAGUGGCUUCAUACGAACAACAAAGUGAUCUCUCCGAGUUAGCCACACCUUCUGCUGAUACAAGCAGUAAUACUGAUCAUGGAUCUCCUCAAUAUUCCGCGAACUACGACAGUAAAGUCAUAUCUGUUCAAUAUGACAGUAACACACCAUCGCACUCUCAACAACAUGCAGAAAACUCCAACAUCGAAACACCUCAAUACGAUUUCUCUAAGGAAAGUCAAGAAGCAUACAGUCCUCAACAAACCUUAACCCAUGACUAUUCGAGUCAAUCUAUAUCAGAUUACACGUCUUCUCAACUCGCAGGAUAUUAUGCACAAAAACAGAUUGAACCUACUGAAGCAGUGAACGCAUAUCCAUCUCAUUCCCAGAACACAGAUCACGACCAACAGACUUAUUCAGAGGUUAGUGAAAACCAAGGUUAUGAGUAUCCGAAGCCAAGGGAAGAAUCAGUUGGUAAUACAUACGCAGUCCCGGAAACUUAUUCCAGUAAAGAUCAUACUAUCGCAACUGUCCUACCCUUUACUUACAAACAACCUAAAAGACCGAAUCCUGCGACUGUCCAAACAGUUAGCUACGUAACUCCUGUGCCAUCGUCUAAAUAUCAAUCACGCUAUAGAAUAAUGGUACCACAAACUGUACUGAAGAGUCAAGAUGAGAAAGUUACUUACGUUAAUUCAAUGCCAAUGCACUACACUAAAGUCGGAUAUUACAAUCAAGAUUACAAUUCUGAAGAAAAUUCUAAGUAUAACGUAGGAAAUCAUUACAGCGCUCCAACGAAACAUAAAUCUGGAUCUUAUACGAGAAAUUAUCACAAUUAUCUAAAACGUAUGACAAGACCUGAUAGUAAGGCUGAAGGAUCAUCGAUCUCGUCACAAACUAAGAAAUCAAAUGACAAGAAAAAAUCAUCAUAAUAAAAUACCAAUUUAUUAAUUUUGAAAUAAGAUUGUAUAUAGAAGUCAAUUAUUAGUGCAAGUUUUGUAUUAUUAUUUGUAGAUUUAUUAUUGCAGUAUAGGGCGUAUUUUAAGAAUAUAUAAAUGUAUUUUUAUCAAAGAAAAUUUAUAGAAUUACGUCUAAAAUGAUUGUUGUGUCCUAAUAAAAAAUCAGCAUUAUUUAUUUAUGAGGCUACAAACGGAAAGGGAUGUGGCUGUUAAUGUGCAAUAAUUAAUAAUAAGAGCGAAAAUUGUAAGAGUUAUAAUAAAUUGUU